This is a messenger RNA of Mercurialis annua (annual mercury), 1158 nucleotides long. Its product is annotated as small ribosomal subunit protein S13, mitochondrial. The record is from RefSeq and is a predicted model, not a curated record. Gene Ontology annotation, cellular component: small ribosomal subunit; ribosome; mitochondrion. Gene Ontology annotation, biological process: translation. The coding region runs from base 98 to 619 and encodes 173 amino acids. The transcript is spliced from 4 exons. Gene Ontology annotation, molecular function: RNA binding; structural constituent of ribosome. Lineage: Eukaryota; Viridiplantae; Streptophyta; Magnoliopsida; Malpighiales; Euphorbiaceae.
UAGCUAGACAAAAUUGCCCCAACUGAUCAACUCUUUAAAUCGAAAUUGUUCCUUUUACUGUACUUCUCUCUGUCCCUAGCAACAUAAACGAUCAGCAAUGUUCAGUUCACGGAAAUCGGUAGGAUUAUUAGCUGAUAUCGGCCAAUGUCUUCUUAAAAAUUUGACGAGUUCGAGUUUGCAGUUUCGUUGCCAAAGAGUGCAAUGCUUCCGUGUUGGCAAUGCAGAAAUUCCAAAUGACAAACGAUUGGGGAUCGCUCUUCAGCACAUUCGUGGAAUUGGCCGCCAAAGAUCUCACCAAAUUCUUGUUGACCUAAGCUUGGAGGACAAACUCACCAAAGACUUGACUGCAUUAGAAUUCCACAAUCUUAGAGAUGAAGUCUCCAAGUACUUGAUUGGAGAAGAAUUAACUCGAGUUGUUAGAAGUGAUAUACAGAAAAUGGCGGACAUUCAGUGCUACAGAGGAUAUAAUCAUGCUUCCCUCUUGCCAUGUAGAGGACAACGGACUAAAACUAAUGCUCGGACCAGGAAGGGAAUAAGAACACUCAAAGCAAGCAAUUGGGAUCAACAUCAGUCUCUGGCUGAACGAAUGCAGAAGUUUCAAGAAAGAAGCUCGUGUUAGAAAAUGAUUAUGCAAUUAAAUCGAGAAUAAAUGAUGGUAUUGGUUGAGAUUGAUCAAUGUUCUCUCUACUAAUUUUGGCAGUUUAUCGUGGUUUAUUUUGACUGGUAGUUCUAAUUGUGCUGCUUUCAAUUAUUUGGGUUGGUGUGUUCUAUAUUUCAUUGGAUUUGUAGUAUGGUUUACAAUACUAUGAUUCAACUAUCAAAAUAAUUGGGUCUGUUGAAUCUAUAAGCUCUUUAUUUACUACUUAUUACAUUGAAUUGGAACUAAAGUAGCAGGAGACACCGGUGAACCAUAACAUUUGGGGUGCGAUAUGAACAUGAAAGUAUGUGGAUGUGGGAGAACUUGCAGAGUGACAUACCACCUAACAACGGUACAUCAGCAAGGUUUGGGCGGUCGUGGUAUAUCACCAAUGAGUCCUCUACUGUAAUAACUUUUUAUCUUUAUACUCCCUCUGUCCCAUUUUAUUUGUCCACUUCCUACUAAUUAUGUAAUCUUCAUAUUUAGAACUUUUUAUAUAUUAUAAACACUAGUUUGUAUAA